Messenger RNA from Brugia pahangi, 255 nucleotides. Lineage: Eukaryota; Metazoa; Nematoda; Chromadorea; Rhabditida; Onchocercidae. The record is from the annotation of a GenBank genome assembly.
AUGAGGUCAUCUGUACUCAGACUCUGUGCAAAGGUCAAUCAGGCAACUCUCCAAGUAAGUAGGAAGAAUUUGUUCCGGAUAUGUGGUACUAUUGUGGUCGCAGAAAUAGUGCUUGCUGCGUAUGUUGAAGAGUUUGCUCUGCCAACUCCAGAUAUGGUGUACGAUUUCCACAUGAAAUUUUCUCGAGAAUUUGCUGAUUUCGCAGUGGGCAACAAAUAUGGCGCUAAAACUUCUCGUCAUAUUGGUGACAAGUAA